This is a messenger RNA of Rosa chinensis, 993 nucleotides long. RefSeq names its product ubiquitin C-terminal hydrolase 12. Gene Ontology annotation, molecular function: protein binding. The transcript has a single exon. The coding region runs from base 1 to 993 and encodes 330 amino acids. NCBI's taxonomy places the organism in Eukaryota, Viridiplantae, Streptophyta, Magnoliopsida, Rosales, Rosaceae. The record is from RefSeq and is a predicted model, not a curated record.
AUGGCUGGUCUUGACAUUAACCACAACGGCCUAGUCUGGAGAUCAGUUACGAGGAAACCUCCAAAACACUACAAAAUGAGCAUAAAGUCGUUCUCAAGGCUACAAUCAGAGGAAAAGUACGAAUCGGGUGAGUUUGAGGUCGGAGGAUACAAGUGGAAACUAGUACUCUUCCCCAAUGGAAACAAAAACCGUGAUGUGAAAGAUCACAUCUCUCUCUACUUGGAAAUGGGUGGAGACAAAGCAAUAGAACCCGGGAAGAUUGUAACAGUUGAUUACAAGUUGUUUUUGCUUAAUCGGCACAAGGGGAAAGAAUCGUACCUGGUUCUUGAAGAUUACAAUAAGAGAGAGAAAAAGUACUGUAUUUAUCGGACAAUUGUUGGUGGUUUGGGUGGUUUGGAUCGAUUCAUCCCUCUUCAAGAUUUUAGUGAUGCAUCAAAUGGUUAUCUCAUUGAUGACAGAUGUGAGUUCGGAGUAGAGGUCUUUGUUUCUGAAACGACAAGAAAAGGCAAAGGAGAGUGUGUAUUCAUGAGUCUCAACACUGCUAUAUACAAGCAUGUUUGGAAGGUUACUAACUUUUCGAAGUUAGGCGCUCAACCUUAUUACUCACUACCAUUCACCGCAAACGAUCAAAAAUAUUGCUCAUGGAGAUUGGUUCUCUAUCCCAAGGGACUUAUCACUGGAAAGGAUAGUCAUCUUUCUCUUCUUUUGUAUUUGGAUGAACCACAUAAGCUUCCUCCUGGAUCAAAAAUACUUGCGGAAUUUACUCUACGCAUUUUGGAUCAAAUCCAUGGGAACCAUCGUUCUGGUAAAGUUAAUGCCUGCUGGUUCAUUGCCCAACCCACCAUACGUGCUUGUGGUUUCGACCAAUUGAUUACACAAGAAAAAAACGCAAGGUUUUCAAUGGAUGAUACUUGCAUAAUUGAGGUCGAAAUUACUAUCCAAGGACUUUCUAUGCCAAGAAUUUCUACACGCCCUUGGCCAUGGAAUUUUUAA